ACCUGCCCGCCGGCACCCACCCUCUACUUGGAUAAUGGAGGCAACCUGUUACUGAAUGUGUUUGAGAUAUAUUUUUGCUAUAUCGCUGGGUUAUUUAUUUUAAUUGUUUUUUAUCAAAUUAAAAAUUCGUAUUGUUAACUCAGUUAUAGAACGUAAAUGAAUCGAACUCGACAUGGAAGACCACAAUAUUUUCAGCCCCAGCGAUUAUAGCUACGUGAUGAAUGAUCUCAAAGAUUGUUCGAAUCUCGAAGAUGUCAGUGUCGGACAGUUGUUGGAUCAGGUGUAUAAUCCUGGAGAACCUGCAACGUACGAGAGUGAUCAGUCUGAAGCGAAGCCGGUCAUCAAGAAAAGAAAGUCGUCUCGAGUUUGCGAUUCGACGGUAAAACCAUCAACAUCUAAUGUCGUAGAGUUGCCCUGCCUAACCGAAUACCCUGGACAAUUUGAUUUCCAGUUGUACCUGCCUAAUGAAGCUUCGGCUCCUCAUCGUUGGACGUUUUCCAAAUCCCUUAAGAAGAUUUUCAUAGAUAUCGAGAAAGUCUUAGCUCUUCAAUUUAAAUGGCUGUAUUCGGAGCUGAAACCGGAUGUGCAAUUGUACGUUCGUGCGUUACCCGUGUAUACAUCUCCGGACUGGUUGAACGAACCUGUUACUCGGUGCCCUCUUCAUAUUCUGCCGGAUAAUGCUACAAACCUCGGGUUUAUGUACGUCGAACACAUCAUUCGCUGCGAACAUAGUAGCACUCGUUACGAAAAAGAUGACUAUUCCGGACGAUUAAGCUGUGUUACACCGCUCAGUUACCCGCAGCCUGGAUCCGAAACCACUACGUUGACCUAUAAAUUUGUCUGUAAGACAUCUUGUCCUAGUGGAAUGGAUAGAAAACCGAUCUCGGUCAUAUUCACGUUGGAAGAUAGCAACGGAAAUGUGUUUGGUAGACAGCCUUUAGCUGUUAAGAUCUGUAGCUGCCCGAAACGAGACAAAGCUAAAGAAGAACAGUCAAUUGAGAGCGAAAAGAAGGUAACUCGAAAUCCAAGAGUUAAUGCUAGCGGUGGAAACCUAUCUGUUCGGGCCAGUAAGGUACCGAAUAACGAAGGAUUGAAGGACAUACAGUCCUACGACACAGAAGGAAGUAGCGACGGAUCCAAAAAACUGGCUAAAAAAAUACCGAUUGCGCAUAAAAAACUAGCCAACGCCGAAGUAUUAGACGCCAUAAAAGAUCUGAAAGAAGAGGUUAAGAAUUGUUACAAAUCUGGUCGAAAUGUGGAUGCUUGUCAAUCUUUUUGCGAUUCGAUUGGUGCACAGUUGAGGGAACUUCCUCCUCAAGUUAUGUACGAAUUACAGGCGGACAUACAACGGCUAAUUUCAUGUCGAAAAUCAGCGGUUAUUUAUGACCAAAAUCAACAAAUGAUGGCAAUGAACCAGUGCGUGACCCCAGCGCCGAUUCCACCCUCCGACUAUCGAAAUUGGCAUUAGACUUUUUUUUAAAAUUUUAUUUUAAUUUUUCUGUAAGAACGAAUAUUUUAACGAGAACCGUACGCUGUUGUUUUUUAACGUUAAAGGAAGGAACAUUCCUAUUUUUUUAUCAUUUCAAAUUGUCGAUAAAAGUUUGAAAUGUAGCCAUUUCUUGUGAUAGAUUUAUAAUUUUUUUAAAAAGAAUUCUCUAUCGUGCCUUAUUGUAUUUUACGUAAUAAGUUAUUUAGUUAGUAUAUCGUUGUUGUGAAUUGUGAUAUAUGUAAUAUUUCCUUUCUUUUAAUCGAAAAAAAUCGUCAAUAUUUUAUUAUUAUUAUUAUUAUUAUUUUGGAUUUACGUAGAUUCAAACCGUCAAUACUCGUAUAUUUACUCAUCGUUAAAAUAUUCUUCUUCAGAUCUUCAGUAGAUUAGUUUUUUAAACGUGAUUUUGUGGUUGAUUUUCUUUCUUCCAUUUUUUUUUUUUUUUUUUAGUACAGGUACUUGAAGAAAUCUUUGAGGGUUUCUUGUGUUUUUUUAUUUUUUAUUUUUGCAUGUUCAUUAAAAUAAUUCUAUUUGUA
Molecule: messenger RNA, 2022 nt
Organism: Planococcus citri (citrus mealybug)
Lineage: Eukaryota; Metazoa; Arthropoda; Insecta; Hemiptera; Pseudococcidae
Product: cellular tumor antigen p53-like
Exons: 7
Coding region: 173-1468 (431 amino acids)
Biological process (GO): apoptotic process; regulation of transcription by RNA polymerase II
Cellular component (GO): nucleus
Molecular function (GO): DNA-binding transcription factor activity, RNA polymerase II-specific; RNA polymerase II cis-regulatory region sequence-specific DNA binding
Source: RefSeq, a predicted model, not a curated record